UGACACAACUUUAUGAACAGGCAUUCAUAUACUAUAGCUAAGGGUUUUUACUUAAUAAUCACAACCAUAGAUGUUUUGAAAAUGAAGAUUGCUACAAGAGUUGGGGUGUUAGUUAUUUGUUGCAUAUUGUAUAGUCUCGUGUACAUGUUUUUUAUCAGACCUGAAAAGAGUAAAGGCAACAGGUUACAAAGGGCAGAAGAUCUGAAUGUUCUUCAAAGACUGAAGAGAAUAGAAGAUCAAGUUCAUGAUUUAGCUCUAGAGGUCAGAAGUCAAAAAGUCAAAAAAGCUGCUGUGGGACAGAAAAUUACAAAGAAAACUGAGGUAAAGAAGCUGUAUCCGGAUUCACCGCUCUUCAGUUCAUGGGGAGCUGAUCUGACAGAGGAGGAACAGACGGAAGCAGAGAAGCAGUUUCAGGAGUUUGGAUACAAUGUUUUCCUCAGUAACAGAUUACCAUUGAAUAGAACAAUCCCUGAUACCCGAGACCCCAGAUGUUCUCUGAAGAUCUACCCUAAGGACUUGCGCAUUAGUGUGAUUCUGAUUUAUCUGAAUGAGGCUCUAUCAGUCCAUUAAAAGAGCCAUUCAGAGCAUCAUUGACAAACACCUGCUCAUCUGCUAAAGGAGAUCGUCCUGGUAGACGACAACAGCUCUCAUGAGGAUCUGAAAUUGCCUUUAGACAAAUAUAUUGAUCUAAUUAACAAAGGCAAACCUGGUUUGAUCAAGAAGGUGCGACACAAAAAGCAAAUGGGUCUCGCCAAAGCAAGAAUGUCAGGCUGGGAAGCGGCCACAGGUCAAGUGGUCGCCAUUCUGGAUGCCCACAUUGAAGUUAAUAAAGAAUGGGCAGAGCCACUACUUGCACGAAUCAAAGCAAACAGGACAACUGUGUUGUCACCAGUGUUCGACAAAGUGCUUUUUGACACACUGGAGGUUAUUAGCUAUUUUCCUGCUGCUCAUGCGUUUGACUGGAGCAUUUGGUGCAUGUAUGAGUCCUUCCGGCCAGAAUGGUACAAACUCAAAGACCCAUCAGAACCAGGAAAGAGUCCUUCAGUCAUGGGUAUCCUUGUCGCUGACCGUGAGUUCCUGGGAGAAAUUGGAGUUCUGGAUGAAGGAAUGACAGUUUAUGGUGGAGAAAAUGUUGAACUAGGCAUACGUGUCUGGCUCUGUGGUGGGAGUGUCGAAGUGGUGCCGUGUUCAAAGAUUGCACACAUUGAAAGAUCACAUAAGCCUUAUUCACCAGAUCUCAGCAAACUCAUGAUUCGAAAUGCACUGAGAGUGGCUGAAAUCUGGAUGGAUGAAUAUAAAUCCAAUGUGAAUAUUGCCUGGAAUCUCCCUCUGAAGGAUCAUGGGAUUGAUAUUGGUGAUGUCACUGAAAGAAAACAGUUACGGGAGAGACUCAAAUGUAAACCCUUCAAAUGGUAUCUGGAAAAUGUAUAUCCUCAGCUUGACAGAUGGGACGACAUAAUAGGUUAUGGUGUGUUGAAGAAUGACAUUCUUAAAAGCCAUUGCAUUGAUCAAGGACCAGUUCCUGGAAGUGUGCCUAUUAUCUUUGGUUGUCAUUACUACGGCCCUCAGCGUUGUUACUACAAACGUACUGGAGAAAUCUAUGUUGGCAGCAUUAAAUCUCACACUUAUAACUCUAAUCGUUGUCUGUCUGACCCUGGAAGUGGAAGCACGGUGACUUUAUAUAACUGUAAAUAUGCCAAGGAGAAAGGAAUGAGUAUUUAUUGGAACUUCACUCAGGGAAAAGAAAUAAGAAACAGAAAGACAAACCGAUGUCUUGAAUUAGCACAAGGACAGGAUACAUACUAUUAUCUAGUUUUGCAAGCGUGCACUGGACAAGAAUGGACAAUUCAACAAGCCUUUGAAGAACUAAAGGGGAAUUUCACUGAAGUAAAGGCAACAAAGUGAAUGUGAAGACUUGAAAACAAAAUGUAUGUCAAUGAGGAUGAGAGUAUCAGUAUGUCAGUCCAUAUGUGGGAUACAUUUGAUUAGAAUUAUAAGCAUCAUAUUUAUUCUCAUAUUCUUUAUAAUUAAUUUAUCAUUGGUGAUAGCGUUGCAGCAUUGAAUUGUUUUUGGUGGAAAUUCUUUUGGCACAGUACUGUGGGAAGGCUGAGAUG
Messenger RNA from Danio aesculapii, 2114 nucleotides. RefSeq names its product probable polypeptide N-acetylgalactosaminyltransferase 8. The record is from RefSeq and is a predicted model, not a curated record. Gene Ontology annotation, cellular component: Golgi apparatus. NCBI's taxonomy places the organism in Eukaryota, Metazoa, Chordata, Actinopteri, Cypriniformes, Danionidae.